AUGGUGCGCCGUAGCCUGCUGCGCGCGGCUGUCGUCGCCGCGUGCGUGGCGCCGGGCGCCGCGGAUCUGACCAUCACCAUCACGUCGCCCGUCGCCGGCCACGUCUAUCACACGGGCGUCGUGUUUCCGUCGGCCCACGUCGUCGCGGGUCCGGGCCCCCUCAGCGAUGCGGUCCUCGCGGCGCCGGGCGACUUUGAGCUCUGUGCGGACGGCGACGCGGGCGGCGACGCCGCCCACGCCGCGUGCUACGGCUUCCACGCGUUCUUCGACGAGCUUCCCGGUUUGAGGCUGGAAACCAAGGCGCUGGGCGUGGGCGGGCGCGAGUUCCGCGUCUGGCUAAGGCGCGCCGGGGACGAGGCCGCGCUCGCCGAGGCGCGCGCGCCGUACGCGGUCGGGACGCCGCCGCGCGCCGACACGAUCCUCGCCAUGCACUACGGCCACGACGCGGCGCUCGCGGUCGUUACCGGCGGCGAGGUCGAGGCCGUCAUCGAGCUCGAGCGGCUGCCGGGCGGCCGGAGGUACGAGGACGGGUGGUCCGUCGUCGAGCGUUACACGGGCCUCGCCGGCGUCGAGGCCGAGGCCGCGCGGCGGACGUAUCUCGCGCGCGUUUGGACGGAAGCCGGGCGCGCGGCGCGGCUCGCGACGGGCCGAGCGCCGGACUUUGCUUUUGGCGACGCAGUGUACAAUCCCAUGAUCCGCGACCUGAGCGCGCAGGGCGCCGCGGGGCUCCGCAUCGCGCGCGACGCGGUCGACCCCGGCGCGACGUGGCACGAGGUGGACCACCACGCGUCGCACGCGGCGCUGGCCUGUGUGGAAAUCAAAAUUUUACGGCGCGUUCGUGCUGAAUCGUCGCGUCGUCCUCCACGCCAUCGACGCGACGCCUGCUCGAUGGCGUAGCGAUGUCGGUCCCUCGCCGCUCGACUGAGCCAGGUCGGCCGCGUCAUCGCCGAGAAAUGACUUAGUGAACCCGACUCACUGGUUGAUUUCCACACAGGCGCUGGCCCUCUUCGACGCCGCGCGGCAGCUCGGCGUUCGGCACCCGCUCGUCGUGGCCUUUGACGGCGGCGGCAACGACGGCCACACGCUCGCCUUUGCGGGAAACGCGACCGCGGAGCCCCCCCUCGCGCGGCUGUCGCUCCGCGACGACGCGCUCGGCGUCGACUUCGCGGAGGUCAACUUCGCGAACCGAUACGCGGGCGUCGCGGCGGCGCUCCCGGAGGUCGCGCGGGGCCAGUGCGCGCCCGCCGCGGCGCGCGCCGCCGGCGCCUGCGCGCGGUGCCUCGACGACUGGCCCGCGGGCCGCAUGCUCGCGCUCGCCGGCAAGAUGAUGGGCUACUCGGCCCUCGGCGCCGUGCGGGCCGAGUGGCUCCCAGAGCUGCGGGCGUACUUCUUGGGGCGAAAGCACGACGCGGCCGCGCCGCGGCACCCGCACUGCUACACGUUCCCGCUGCGCGCGCUGACGAACGGCGCGCGCGCGGACCGAGCGGCGCAGCGGGCCCUCGCGCGGACCGCGCAGCGCGCGUUCGAGGACCUCGUCGUGGAAAUGGUCUCGGGCCUGCUCGCGCGGCACCCGGGCCGAUUUGACGGCGUCGCGCUGAGCGGCGGCGCCGCGCUGAACGUGCUGGCGAACGAGCGGCUCGCGGCGCGCCUCGACGUGCCGGUGCACGUGCCGGCGGCGCCCGGCGACUGCGGCCUACCCAUCGGCUCGGCGUGGCUGUUGCGGCCACCGCCACUCGCGACGGCCGGGGGCCUCCAGCACGCCGGACCGUUACCCUGGGACAGCGCGCUCCUCGGCGCGUACGCGGCGCGGCUCAACGCGACGCGCGUGUCCGUCGAAGACGUCGCCGACCUCCUCGCGGAGGAGAACGUGGUCGGCGUCGUCCGGGGCCGCGCCGAACACGGCCCCCGGGCGCUCGGCCACCGCUCGCUCCUCGCGGUGCCCGCGCGCGGGAUGAAGGAGCGCCUCAACGGCCUCAAGAAGCGCGAGUGGUUCCGGCCCGUCGCGCCCGUCGUCGCGGUCGAGGCCGCGGACCGCAUCUUCGAGCGCCGCGACGUGCGCUCGCCCUACAUGUCAUUCGCGCCAGCGCUCCGGGCUGCCGCCGCGGAGCGCUGCCCGGCGAUGACGCACUACGACCGGUCCUCGCGGCCCCAGACCGUCGCGGCCGCGGACGACGCGUGGCUCCACGCGCUCCUUCUCGCCGUCGCCGCGCGGACGCGGUGCGAGGCGCUCAUCAACACGUCCUUCAACGCGCGCGGCAGGCCCAUCCUGAACACCAUCGCCGACGCGCUAGGCUUGUUACGCACCGACGACGACCUCGACUACGUCCUCGUCGACGACUGGCUCUUCGCGAAGCGCGACGACCUCGCCGCGGCCGUCGUCGAGCUAUCCGGCGUGGACGCGGGCCGCGGCCACUUGUGA
Pelagomonas calceolata is the source of this 2419-nucleotide messenger RNA. Lineage: Eukaryota; Pelagophyceae; Pelagomonadales; Pelagomonadaceae. The record is from the annotation of a GenBank genome assembly.